GUCUUUCAGGUACACCUUUAAACCGAGCGUUCCUUCAUAAACUACGUUAACCAUCCCUAUUCUUCAUUACUCUCAUGUUCUUCGUGACUCACACAUCAGUUUGAAUCCCGCAUUCUAUAAUCUUCUUUCAUUGAAACCGCUAAACUAAAAGUAUUUUUUUCUCUUCUUUUAAAACCUUCCACACACAUCGUUAAAUAUUCCAUAUUUGUAUUCUGUCCUUUCAUAAUUAUAACUGAUAGUUUUCUUCACGUUUCAAAGCAAGGCUAAUUUCUUGUCUUUGUCGUCUAUAUAGUUUUGAAUCAUUUUCUUUUUGUUCUUGUUUCUUCUUGUUGCCCAUUUUUCCAUGGCUCCUCCAAACAAUCCAGUGAAUUCCACCUUGGGAUUUAAGUCACUGGAAAAGGUUUUUGAUUUAUGUGACGGGAAAUUCACCGUGAGAGGUGUGCCAUUACUCUCUCAGGUACCCAAUAACGUCACUUUCAGUUCCUUCUCCUCAAUCUGUGAACCCCGUGACGCCCCACCUUCCAUCCUUCAACGUGUCAUUGCCGUGUCACACAAAGGUGGCUUCUUCGGAUUCUCCCAGGUUUCUCCCUCCGACAGAUUAACAAACUCCUUAGGUAGUUUCAGUGGCAGAAACUUCCUUAGCAUCUUCAGGUUCAAAACAUGGUGGUCUACCCAGUGGGUAGGAAAUUCCGGUUCAGACCUUCAAAUGGAAACCCAGUGGGUCCUCAUAGAAAUCCCCGAAAUAAAAUCCUAUGUUGUAAUCAUUCCCAUCAUUGAAAAAUCUUUCAGGUCCGCACUUCACCCUGGCUCUGAUGGCCAUGUCAUGAUUUGUGCUGAGAGUGGUUCAACUCAAGUGAAAGCAUCGAGUUUCGGUGCAAUUGCUUAUGUCCACGUUUCUGAGAACCCUUACAACGUGAUGAAAGAAGCCUAUAGUGUUCUCAGGGUUCACCUCGAUUCGUUCAGGUUGUUGGAGGAGAAAACGGUGCCAAAAAUUGCUGACAAGUUCGGUUGGUGCACUUGGGAUGCGUUCUACUUAACCGUGAACCCUGUUGGGGUUUGGCAUGGGCUUAAGGAUUUUGCCGAGGGUGGGGUGGCUCCGAGGUUUGUUAUCAUUGAUGAUGGCUGGCAAAGUGUGAAUUUUGAUGGUGAUGACCCCAACGUGGAUGCUAAGAAUCUUGUUCUUGGCGGGGAACAAAUGACUGCGAGGCUUCAUAGAUUUGAAGAAUGUGACAAGUUUGGAAGUUACCAAAAGGGGCUCCUUUUGGGUCCUAAUGCUCCUUCUUUUAACCCAAAGACGGUUAAGGAGUUGAUUGCGAAGGGGAUAGAAGUUGAGCGUUUGGGGAAGCUGCGUGAUGAGGCUGUUUCGUCUGGGGUUUCUGAUUUGAGUUUGACCGAGAUUGAGUCGAGGAUUGUGAAGGUGAAAAAGGAAAUUGAUGAUCUCUUUGGUGGGGAGGGAAAGGAGAACAAAGAAUUAUGUGGAGGGUGUUGUUGCAAAGCAAAUGAGUGUGGUGGGAUUAAGGCUUUCAUAAGGGACUUGAGGACUGAAUUCAAAGGUUUGGAUGAUGUCUAUGUGUGGCAUGCCCUUUGUGGCUCGUGGGGUGGUGUGAGGCCAGGAGCCACACACUUGAAUUCCAAAAUAACACCUUGCAAACUCUCCCCUGGCCUUGAUGGGACCAUGCAAGAUCUUGCUGUGGUUAAAAUAGUGGAAGGUUCCAUAGGACUUGUUCAUCCUGAUCAAGCUAAUGACUUGUACGAUUCCAUGCACUCUUAUCUUGCCCAAUCUGGUGUUACCGGAGUCAAAAUUGACGUCUUUCAUAGUCUUGAAUAUGUGUGCGAGGAAUAUGGAGGCAGAGUCGAGCUUGCAAAGGCUUAUUACGAUGGGUUGACAAACUCUAUUGUCAAGAAUUUUAAUGGAAGUGGAAUCAUCGCUAGCAUGCAGCAGUGCAACGACUUUUUCUUCCUUGGAACCAAGCAAAUUCCCAUGGGAAGAGUUGGGGAUGACUUUUGGUUCCAAGACCCCAAUGGGGACCCAAUGGGAGUGUUCUGGUUACAAGGGGUGCACAUGAUUCACUGUGCCUACAACAGUUUGUGGAUGGGGCAGAUGAUUCAGCCCGAUUGGGACAUGUUCCAAUCGGAUCAUGUGUGUGCCAAAUUUCAUGCGGGUUCGAGGGCUAUUUGUGGCGGUCCUGUCUAUGUAAGUGACAGUGUGGGCUCUCAUGACUUUGAUCUCAUUAAGAUGCUUGUGUUCCCUGAUGGUACCGUGCCCAAAUGCAUACAUUUUGCACUUCCAACAAGAGAUUGCCUUUUCAAGAACCCUCUCUUUGACCAAAAAACCGUUCUCAAAAUUUGGAACUUCAACAAGUAUGGAGGAGUUAUUGGUGCUUUCAACUGUCAAGGGGCUGGUUGGGACCCUAAGAUGAAGAAGAUCAAGGGUUUCUCUGAAUGCUACAGGCCAAUUUCUUGUACUGUGCAUGUAACUGAGGUUGAAUGGGACCAAAAGAAAGAAGCAGUUCACAUGGGUAAGGCAGAGGAGUAUGUCGUGUAUCUCAAUCAGGCUGAGGAACUGCAUUUCAUGACCCCAAAGUCUGAACCACUCCAAUUUACUAUUCAACCUUCCACUUUUGAGAUCUACAACUUUGUCCCAGUUGAAAAGCUAGGUGGCAGCAUCAAAUUUGCACCAAUUGGGCUCACAAACAUGUUCAACAGUGGAGGGACAAUUCAAGAAUUGGAGUGUGUUGAGAAGGGUGCAAAGGUUAAGGUUAAGGGUGAUGGGAGAUUCCUUGCUUACUCAAGUGAAUCUCCAAAGAAGUUCCAACUGAAUGGUUCUGAUGUUGCUUUUGAGUGGCUCCCUGAUGGAAAACUCACUCUCAACCUUGCUUGGAUUGAAGAGAAUGGCGGGGUUUCUGAUUUGGCAAUUUUCUUCUAGGUUUUGUCCUGUGGUUCUACCGUUGAUAGGCUUGAAUGUUGUUUAUAGCAAAAACUGGUUGCACUUAAAAAAUUGGAAACUAGCUCGUUUUCUUUUAGUAAAGUGAAUCUGAUUGUUUUAAUGUAAUAACGUUUGUAUUGUCUAUAUCAUAUUAUAAACAUGAAGUGAAAUCUCUUCGCUCUCUACAUUAAUAUUAUGCACAUCUCUUGCGUACA
Molecule: messenger RNA, 3141 nt
Organism: Glycine soja
Lineage: Eukaryota; Viridiplantae; Streptophyta; Magnoliopsida; Fabales; Fabaceae
Product: stachyose synthase
Exons: 4
Coding region: 344-2926 (860 amino acids)
Source: RefSeq, a predicted model, not a curated record